AUGUCUGCUAAUUUUCUGGAUAUUCUUAGUAGUGAUGAACGAAUGCCAGAUUAUAUCUUUUAUCGAAACCUUUGGUGGAACAAGGGAGAACUUAACGAAAAGAUAAAGUGGGAAGAAAUAACAUUACCUUAUGUGCUUGCUAAGGGGAUCGACAUUGAAGAAUAUGAAAAACGUACAGAAGAGUUCAACGUUCACGGAUGUUGGGAGUGGUCAAACGGAGAAGUCUUAAUCUACGAGUUUCCUUCUAAGCCACACGAAGUUGGUAUUGGUGCAAUUACUGAAGAAAUAAUGGGUGCUUGUAGAUCAGUUAAAGGGACACCUUCUCAGAUUUAUAGUUUUGGUGCUACUGGAACACGUGAUGGAAACCGUGGAAAAGAAGCCGACGCAUCGUUUCGUCCAAAAAAGCCAGCUGAAGAACCUUGGCCAAAUUUGGUCGUAGAAGUGGCCUACACUGAAACACUAGAUCACGUCGAAGAAGCGUUGCGCUACUGGUUAAGUCCUGGUCGCGCCCAUGAUUGUUUUAAUUCAUUGUGGGCUUGGCAUUACUAUGUCUCAGCAGGUAGAGGAACGAGAAAUACACCUCCUCUUGUAACCGAGUUUGAAUUCGGUACACAAGAUGGUACAGGUGCUCAAUUAAAUAUUGUGCAAAGUCAACGCAUCAUUAACGUACCAUUAAGAUGUCUUUAUCAUGACUUGAAGCCUACUGUUCAAAUGCCCCAAAAUCUUCCUGAUCCUAUUCCAUUGGACUUCUUCUUUGUUCAAUUUGCAAUCACAGAAGCAUUCGACAUCUAUUAG
Messenger RNA from Acaulospora morrowiae, 795 nucleotides. Lineage: Eukaryota; Fungi; Glomeromycota; Glomeromycetes; Diversisporales; Acaulosporaceae. The record is from the annotation of a GenBank genome assembly.